This is a messenger RNA of Oncorhynchus gorbuscha (pink salmon), 5795 nucleotides long. RefSeq names its product rho GTPase-activating protein 11A-like. NCBI's taxonomy places the organism in Eukaryota, Metazoa, Chordata, Actinopteri, Salmoniformes, Salmonidae. Bases 624 to 3602 code for a protein of 992 amino acids. The record is from RefSeq and is a predicted model, not a curated record. Gene Ontology annotation, biological process: signal transduction. The transcript is spliced from 12 exons.
GAAAGAUUAGAAAAAAUAUUUUAGGGAAACGUAGUCUGCAAGCAAUGUAGCUAGCUAGGGCAAUUAAGAUUAGAUAAGAACAAGAGAAUAGUCAUAUCGUUUUCGACACAUGUAUUCAUGAAUAGUAAAUAGUAUAAUAUAGAUUUAGGCAUACUGUACUAUAAAUUAGCUAGUACAGCUAUGAUAAUCGUUAUUGAGCUAGCUAACUUUCUAACGUUAGCUACAGCAUGCUAGCUAACUGUUAACAGUGGCGAACGUGGGCUUGCUACACAAUAAUGAUAGCGCCUAACAGGGUCGGUUCUGCUGGGACUGGAUAGUUGGCACAGCGGUUGUUUUUAUUUGAUGGUCGACCUAGCUCGUUGCAGGUUGUGUUGAAGGAUUUGGUUUGUCAAAUUAACGUUAGAUGGAUUGUUUUGAAUGAGAAGAAGCGCGUACACAGAGUUGUUGCUGAUUGAAAGGAAGGGAAGUGCGGACGUGGGAUAGUUAGCUAGGCACUUUUAGCUAGCUGUUAUGCUAACGUUAGAGAAGGAUACGCAUAGAUGAUCUGCUAGUUGGCUAGGUAAAUUGGUAGCCGUGUUGAACAUUUUAAGAAGGCACAUUGGAAGUCAUUGUUAAAGUGAAAUAUGAAGAUCAUUGAAAGAAAUGUGAUGCGUCUGGCUGUUGUGCAACACCUUCGUGCUGCUUAUGGGAUAAAGACGAAGAAUUGGAAUAAAAACAAAGCUCACACCAGCUGCAAGUUGACAGUUAGCUAUUCGGUGAAAGUGUUUGGUGUGCCGCUGGAGAGCCUUCCGCAGUACAGUGUGGAGAAUGGCAGUGUACCGUGUUUUCUCAUGGAUGCGUGCACAAGUCUGCUGGAACAUGUGGAUACAGAGGGUUUGUUCAGAAAGUCUGGUUCCAUUGUCCGCCUGAAAGCACUCAGGGCGAAGUUGGAUAUGGGUGAGGAGUGCCUGUCCACUGCCCUGCCGUGUGAUGUUGCUGGCCUGGUCAAGCAGUUCUUCAGGGAGCUACCAGAUCCUGUUCUGCCCACAGAGCUGCAUGAUGCCUUCCUCAAGGCCCAGCAGCUGCCCACAGAGGAGGAGAGGACCUCUGCCACCCUGCUGCUGUCCUGUGUACUGCCUGACAGAAACAUGAGCAUCCUACAUUACUUCUUCGCCUUCCUCCACAAAGUCUCUCAGAGAAGUGGUGUGAAUAAGAUGGACAGCAGUAACCUGUCUGUGAUCCUGGCUCCCAACCUCCUGCACGCUGGAGACGGGGCAGACAAGAUGAACGCCAGCACAGAGAAACGCCUCAAGCAACAGGCAGCCGUGGUCUACUGCCUUAUAGAACAUGCUCUGGAUUUCGGUGUGGUACCUCAGUUCAUCAUGGAGAAGAUUCCAGCCAUGCUGGGCUGCGAGGCUGCUGUUCUCUCCCCUACUCUAGAUGGAUUCGAGGAGUUAGACACAAACUCUGGGACCAAGAGGAGACACAGGCGCAGUUUAGGAGAUAUGGUCAAUGGAGCUCGGAAUAAGUUAAAAAUAAAUAGAACACCCACAAAUACUCCCCAGUCAGACGGAUAUGUUUUUUCUUCAACUCCUGUGAUAAUUACUCCCAACUCCAAGAGAAAACUUCCUUUGGAAUCUGGUCAAAGUUAUGGCUCCAGCAAGAAACGGAGAUCCAUCAAAAAGAACCUUGUUUUAGAGUUACUACCUAAUGCUCUGUUUGGUGGAAGCUCUACUCCUGUACCAGGAUACACGGACCCCAGUGCUUCGGAAUCCCUGAACUCCUCCCAGAAUGCAUUGUCCUCAAUUGGGAGGUCCAGCAGGCAGUGUGCCAGCUCUGCAAGCAGAAAGAGCAAACGACUGAGUCACCGGCAUGUUGUCAACCGAGUGGAGUCAGGGAAAGCUGGUUGCUUCUCUCCCAAGGUCACCAAGAAAGAAAAUGUUUGUAAGUCCCUGCGCCUGCGCUUCAGCCUGGGCAAGAGCAGCAGAGACCCUAAAGAGGGUUCAGAGUCCAUUGGUUGGCGACUUGCCACUCAAGAGAGCACCACCAGUUUUCGUUUCACCAAAGAUGCCGAAUUUAGCCCGACUGUAUUGCGAAACAAGAGCUCGUCGAAUGGCUCCAAGUUCUACAGUAAGUCAGAGGACAACCUGCUGACCCCCCAGUGUGACGACGGCAGUGCCUUCCGGGCAUCCUGGAACGGGGAGACCCCUGACGAGGGUCUUGUCUUGGGCGAGGGCUCCUUCACCGACACACCCAUGAACAUGUGCCUGAACAACAACUACUACUCUGAGCCUGCCAUCGUGGUGGCCAAGCCCCCCAUGGUGGCCAGCUUCCCCAAGAAGCUGUGCUGUGGCUCCAGCGCUGAGAGCCUGGAGAGUGAGGGCUCGUUCAGCCAGUCCCAGACCGGGCCCACCUUGCUCAAGAUCAAAAGAGCCUUCACUGAGUCACACCACAGUGCCCCCUCAGGAGAGGACAAGGCAUCACACCCUGAGAACACUGAAACAGAUUCAACUCCUUCUGAAUCUUCAACACUCAAAGGUGCAUCACCAAACAAAGAGAGUUCUAGCAUGCCAACACCUCACAGGUGUCUGGCUGAUGACCAGAACAUCACAUUUGGUCAGAUCAAGUUUGUUCCUCUGUCUCCCUUGUCUAUAGACGGCACCCUAUUUGAAGUCGGAAGGAGUAGCAGUCUGUCAGAGAAGGCCUGUGACCAGUCGCUGUGUGCUGGUGACAGCGGUGACAGAUCCGUGGAGGGAGAGGCAGAGACUGUGGUUGACCAAGUGAACUGCAGUAGGCUGAUCGAUGCCCUGGACAUCCAGAGCCCUGCUCACUUCACACGCAGCAUGGCUGCUGGGGUCCAGAACACUCUAUACAGAGCCUCUGGGCUGGAGUACUUUCAAGAGCUCAACACCCCUCUACCCCCCAUGGGUACAGUAUCUGUAAUGGUAGAUGUGGCUGUGGCAUCCCCAGAGCCCAGCACCCAUCCCCAGAGGCAGGAGCAUCAGCAGGUGGAGCUUCCCUCCCCAGGCACCCUGGAGACCCGCAGGGUAAGGGUGGCAGACCACAUCCAGCGCUUCAACAAGCUCGUCCUGUAUUCACCUAAAUCACAGGCCAAAGCAGUCAGGUCCCCUCUCAAGUUCCAGCGUACUCCCGUGCGCCAGUCUGUCCGCAGGAUCAACUCUCUACUGGUGGACAGGAGGCCUGCAGUGGUUGGGAACACCUUCAGCCGGACCCAGGACACCCCUGUGGGGAAGGCUGUCAGCCUGGAGAGUGGCCUGUCUGCUGGGGCUCAGCUUCAGCCUUACCAGUGCCAGGCAGACAACCAGGGAGGCCCCCCAAAUUACAAGGGCCGCUCCACAAAAACCCGCCCUCCUCCUGUCCCACCCAAGAAGACAGCCAGCAUCAUGCGCAAGCCUAGGAAUUGCGCUCUAGGCGACGUGACCAACAAGGUACAACCUAAGGCCAAAGGUGACACACCCAUUAAGAACAGCCCAGGAGGUGAAGGUCAGAAGUCUGUGGUGCAGCAGGUGGCUGAGAGGGAUGUGUGUUGCUACAGAGGCUCCCCCAGGAACCCCCUCAACGAUGGCAGACUGCUGUCAGCCACCAAGCCCAUAGACCUCUAGUCUGGUAGAACUGCUCCCUUUACAAUGCAGGUCUCCCUAUCUGGAAAUAGACAGUCACCGUAUGACUCCAAAACAUUCCCCUCUAUGGUUUCAGGGUUUAAUUUAUUUUAAUUUCUAGAUGCUGUUCUCCGUGAGUUGUGUUUGGGGUGACUGAUCUAUGGCACCUUUUUUUACUCUUGUUGGUAAAAAUUGAGUUUUGCAAAUGCAUAUCAGUGUAAUGGAAUGAGUUUGUUUUGUAGUCUGUUCGACUAGUGUGAAAGCCAAUGUUCAACGGUUGGGUGUAUGGCUGGAAGUUUCCAGAUUUUAGAUGAGCUUUUACUUAUCUUUUCAUUGAGUUUGUCAUUUGGUAAAUGUCUACAAAGCAAACUGUUUCCCCUAAAAAAACAUUUCAUGUAUUUUCUUUAAAAAAUAUAUAUUUUGCAUUGGAUUAAACAUAUGAACCGAUCAAAGCACCUUUUGGGCAAAUUUAUUGAUAAAACCUUUCAAGCGAUAUUGAUUUAAUUCACCUCUGCAGUUACAGUCCUAGUAUUUCCAAUCUCUUCAGAAGUAUUGCAUUACCAUGUGAAUUUUUGUUAAAUAGAAAAAUUAAUCAAAACAUUCAGAACACUUGUUUUUUUAGUUGGGAAUAAUUCAUAAUACUGUGUGCAUUUCUCUGCACUAAUGCUGCAAAAGGAAAUUGUAUUAUAAUUUAAGGAAACAACACCUCGACAUCACUACUGGUCCUUAGAGUUUCGUUCCACAAGGGGGUGUACUAUAGUCACUUGUUUGGGCAGCUGCAAUGUAGCAUGGGUACUGUAUGUAAUUUGUCACUAGUCAGUGGCAAAACUUGACUAUAGGACCUAGGACUUCAGACUGACAUAUAUCUUCCCGUUUACGUUGUAUCAAAUCAAUAAAAUAGCAUCGCUUAAUACGCCCGACAUAUCUUCUGUAGUCCGACCGUUCUCGUCGAGGAAGAGCCAUGCUUUUUGAUGACGUUAUGAAUUAAUCAAACAGACCUGGCUGUGCUUCGGGCUGCCGCGCACACAGAGACCACUGGCAUUGACACGUGUGAAAUAAUGCAUAAAAUGAUGCGACCAGAAAAACAAAAAAACUUCACACAACCUGUGGUAACCUAACACCACGAUCACACCAUCACCAAUACCGACAACAGUGUCACAUCAAAGGUGACAGGCUCGUGGUGCUGAAACGACAUCGACUUUAAUACCUGUGCACUCCAUGGCUCUGAAGGAGAGAUCGUUUUGGUCACAUAGACACGGCUGGUAUGGUGACUGCAGUCACCCACAGCAUCAAAUAAUGUUAAAGAAUAUGCAGCCCAUUUACUCCCCAUGAAAUCAUAACAAUAAAAUUGCAUUGCAAAUAUAUUUUUAGAACGUUCUUCCCCCUAACCGGUGAUAUAAAGUAUAAAUGCAACAAUGUUUCAUGAUCAUUAUUUUCAGAGAGAUUGCUAACAGUAAGUGAGCUGCAACAACAACAAAAUGCCACUCACCAGGUGAUGAUUUGUAAACUAAGUUUGAAAGUUUAUCUUGAAAAGGGUGAUGCUAACAAAUUAGCAACAUCCACUUUGAAGUUGAUAAUAUCCACUGCAGCUGCUUUUGCCAUUGUCACACUACUACAACACAAGCUAGCUAACACUGAUCACAUUUACAUGCACACCAAUAUCCCAUUCUUAUUCAGGAUACUUAAGUAUUCUGUUAUUGAGUAGAUGCAUAUAAACACCAUACGUAUCCUGUUUACAAUAACCUGAAAAGGCUUGUAUCCAGGUUAUGAGAAACCCAGAUAAGAUGCCUGGGAUGUGCUGAUCUUAAAGGGGAUACUGUGCCAUGUAAACAUUUUAUCUCGUUUACUGUUUUUGUUUGCACAGGCUCAGUUGAGCAUAUCAUGGGUGUUGUGGGAUGUUUUCAUCUGAUGUUCAAACAAAUCACUUCAAAAAGUAGGUUACCUGUGCGUUUCCAUCCACUGUAAUUCCAUAAUUUAUUUUACAGAUACUUUGUACUGGACUGUAUAGCCUACUGGCUACUUUCACCCCUAAUUUAGAAAAGUUUCUGCUUAUAAUGUCUGACAUUUGGUAGGCCAUAUUAUAAUUUUUUACACUUGGGUGGCCAUUUGUUUAUUAGGUAUAGUUAGAUACAUGCAGAUUCUCUUCUGUCAUGACUUGUUGCCCCAGAAGACUAAAUAAAGUAGUACUCACCAGAA